This is a messenger RNA of Erinaceus europaeus (western European hedgehog), 1340 nucleotides long. RefSeq names its product DnaJ heat shock protein family (Hsp40) member A4 (gene DNAJA4). NCBI's taxonomy places the organism in Eukaryota, Metazoa, Chordata, Mammalia, Eulipotyphla, Erinaceidae. The transcript has 6 exons. Gene Ontology annotation, molecular function: Hsp70 protein binding. Bases 283 to 1221 code for a protein of 312 amino acids. Gene Ontology annotation, biological process: protein refolding. The record is from RefSeq and is a predicted model, not a curated record. Gene Ontology annotation, cellular component: cytoplasm; cytosol.
CACUUCAGAGGAGAUGCCCACCUCUGGCCUGGGCGCCUGCUCCACCCGGACGGAGGCCCCGGGGACCUUGACUCCCCAUGAAAGCCGUUCUGCACCCUCGUGGCCGCCCUUGGCUCUUGGGGGCUGCAGCAAGCGACAGCCCCUCUCCCCACCUUCCAGUUCAAGCUCAUCUCCCAGGCCUACGAAGUGCUCUCAGACCCCAAGAAGAGGGACAUCUAUGACCAGGGCGGCGAGCAGGCCAUCAAGGAGGGCACCUCGGGGAGCCCCAGCUUCUCCUCGCCCAUGGACAUCUUCGACAUGUUCUUCGGCGGAGGGGGGCGCAUGGCGAGGGAGCGGCGAGGUAAGAAUGUAGUCCACCAGUUGUCUGUCACGCUGGAGGACUUAUAUAACGGAGUCACCAAGAAGCUGGCCCUCCAGAAAAACGUCAUCUGCGACAAGUGUGAAGGCGCCGGCGGGAAGAAGGGGGCGGUGGAGAAGUGCCCGGUCUGCAAGGGCCGCGGCAUGCAGGUGCACAUCCAGCAGAUCGCCCCGGGCGUGGUGCAGCAGCUGCAGACCGUGUGUCUGGAGUGCAAGGGCCAGGGAGAGCGCAUCAACCCCCAGGACCGCUGCACCAGCUGCAGCGGUGCCAAGGUCCUCCGCGAGAAGAAGGUCAUCGAGGUGCACGUGGAGAAGGGCAUGAAGGACGGGCAGAAGAUUCUGUUCCACGGGGAAGGUGACCAGGAGCCCGAGCUGGAGCCGGGCGACGUGAUCGUCGUGUUGGACCAGAAGGACCACGGGGUGUUUCAGAGGCGCGGGCACGACCUGCUCAUGAAAAUGAAGGUCCAGCUCUCGGAGGCCCUGUGCGGCUUCAAGAAGACCAUUGCCACCCUGGACGAACGCACACUGGUCAUCACGUCCAAGUCAGGCGAGGUGAUCAAGCACGGGGACCUCAAGUGUGUGCGUGGCGAGGGCAUGCCCAUCUAUAAGGCGCCCCUGGAGAAGGGCACUCUGGUCGUCCAGUUCCUGGUGGUCUUCCCAGAGAAGCACUGGCUGCCCCUGGAGAAGCUGCCUCAGCUGGAGGCGUUGCUGCCUCCGCGCCAGAAGGUGAGGCUGACUGACGACAUGGAGCAGGUGGAGCUGCAGGAGUUCAAUCCUGCCGAGCAGAGCUGGCGGCAGCAGCGCGAGGCCUACGAGGAGGACGAGGACGGGCCACGCACAGGGGUGCAGUGCCAGACGGCCUGAGCACCUGCCGGGUGACGGGGUGACGGCCGCAGCCCCCGGCGGAGGGUCGUCUGGGUUUUCCUCCAGGUUGUAACUAGCGCUAUAGCUUGAUUUCUAUUUAAAUGUUUCCGUGUAAAUCC